Micropterus dolomieu (smallmouth bass) is the source of this 557-nucleotide messenger RNA. RefSeq names its product ribosomal biogenesis factor (gene rbis). The transcript is spliced from 4 exons. Bases 147 to 443 code for a protein of 98 amino acids. Gene Ontology annotation, biological process: ribosome biogenesis. Gene Ontology annotation, cellular component: nucleolus. Lineage: Eukaryota; Metazoa; Chordata; Actinopteri; Centrarchiformes; Centrarchidae. The record is from RefSeq and is a predicted model, not a curated record.
GACCAGCAUGAAGCCUUUUAGGAGAAGGAGGAGUUAAGAGGGGACGGGCGAGACGCACGCAAAUGACGUAGAAGGAAGUCACACGUAGGCACGUUUGUAGCACAUGAGGAUAUCAACAACAACUCUCCGCUCCUCUGAAAGGUAACAUGGCGAGGAAUAAACAAAAGGGGAAGAAACAGAAGAACGUCUUUCAAGUUGCAAACAAGCACUUGAAGCACAAGAACAAAGCGAAACCUGUCACGACAACACUCAAACACAUCAAUGCAGUGAAAAAUGAGAAGGUGGAGAACCUCAAUCAAAUCUUCACAGAAGUCCAGAGGGACGUUAAGAGUGUUUCGAAGUCUGUUGCUCCUGAACCAAAGAAACAAACACAGGUUGUCAGAGCGCCACCAAAAGAAUCUGUAAAUGUUGACAAUGCUGCUCAACUCUUCUCUCAGCUUUAAUAGACCAUGAAAGUGGGACUUGUAUAAAGUCUGAGGACAAACCCACUGACCAGCUAAUGAACUGGAUGUCUCUCCAUGUUGGACAUAUGAAAUAAUAAAGUCAGUUUACUUUCA